This is a messenger RNA of Sinocyclocheilus rhinocerous, 1912 nucleotides long. RefSeq lists its product as uncharacterized. The coding region runs from base 100 to 1134 and encodes 344 amino acids. The record is from RefSeq and is a predicted model, not a curated record. NCBI's taxonomy places the organism in Eukaryota, Metazoa, Chordata, Actinopteri, Cypriniformes, Cyprinidae. Gene Ontology annotation, molecular function: protein binding. The transcript is spliced from 9 exons.
UGACAGGAAGACACAGCAGGUGAGGAAACAAUGAGAUGAAAUGAUCAGAACAGAAAACAGACUGGCAGAAGACACAGAAAAAGAGUUUGAAAGCAUUUGAUGACAUUUUGGAUUUCAACUAAUUGUGAGAUGCUUGUGACAGUGAUAUCUGUAGCCAUGGUGAUGCUGACAGGUCACCUGAUAUAUGGGCUCCCCAUGGACGGAAAAAUGAGAAAUUCCAGAGCCCUUUCAGAAGAGCUGUGUGAUGCAGGAUAUUUCAAGUCUGUCUCUGGGUGUCUUCAGUGCAAACCCGGUUUCUUCACCAGUCAGAAAAACAGAGAAGACAUAUGCUACCGCUGCUUCCAGAACUGCUUACCUGAAUUCAACAUGACGGUGGUGGUGGCGUGUACGAUAACAUCAGAUGUGGAGUGUCGCUGUCGGGAGGGUUACACUUGUACCGCGAUCGAUCAAUACACAGGCCAAUGUCACAGUUGUGCUCCUGUCUCCACCCCAGUCCCGUCCUCCACCUAUGCUGACGUCCCUUCAUCCACUACAUCCACCACUUCAUCCACAGAGACAGCUGAGAUCGGGCUGGGUGACAAUAGUGUUGUGGUGUUGGUUUUAUGUGGGUUCAUUUCUGUAAUGUUAUCCGUCAUCAUCCUCAUGCUGUUCCUCCGGCUCUGCAGGAAGAAAGAGAAGGAAUGUUUUAAGCAUUUUGUCAGGCAGUGCUCCUUGGGUGAUAUGGAGGUGGACAGUGAGACUACACCUCCUACCAGCCAACCAAAUGAGCAGCCCCAUGCCCAGGAGAUGCUGUCAGAUGGCAGCACACCCACCAAUCACAACACAGACUGCUCAUUUCAUCAGCCAAUCAGCUCAGAGCAGGCUGUGCCUCCAGCUGGCAAUUUAGGCCCUCUUCACAUCUAUGGUCCCCAGACAGUUUUUGUUAGUUUGCUCAAUCAAUUUGGAUGGGAUGGCGGCGAGAAAAAAGCACACGAACUCCAAGAAGAAUCACUAAACAACACCAACGUGUCCUACCCUCAGUCUCCCCCCAUCCAUCUGUCUGAGGAGGAAAGGAGCAGAGAGAACGAUUUUAUCUUCUUCCCAUCUCAGGAGCAAGGGAAAGAGUGCCACAUAUCUAAAGAAGAGGUGCUGUGAGGGAUGAUGGAAUACUUGUGUCCGUUCUUCUUCCGUGCUGUUCAGCUGCUGCGUGGUUUGUUUUAACUGAUGCUUCGUGAGUACCCAGUAUUAAAACUCUAACCCUGGCAGGGGAUUUCAUCUAGACAGCAACAGGCUGCGUUAGGGGAAGACCGGGGUGUUUGACUAACAGUAUGGACGACAUAAGUGUUGCGUAUGAGCUUGACAGUUCAUGCCAGCUUGGCAGUAUUACCCAUAAUGUACGUUUACGCAGAAACACUGAUUCUAAACCAUCAGAACGGCAGUGUGAUGCUGAUGUUAACUGCAUGAAGAGUCGACACCAAAGGCUCAUGAUGGUUGACUGACCCUCAGGAACAGUGUUUGAAAGCAAAGAGCAGCUCUAAAACCCUCAGAAGACCAAAGAUUCACAUAUGUUGAGAUAUUUAUUUUAUGUAAAGUUUAUUCAAGUCACAAAACAUUUUUAUUUAUUUGUAACUCUUAUUAAUUAUAUUACAGUUGUUAAAAAAAAACAAAAAACGUUUUUUGUUCUCAUGCAGUUUAUCAGUGUUCGAUCGCGUUAAGUCCCUGGUUAAUGUUGUCAGUGUUCUUCCUCUUUUCUUUGGUUUUUAUGUGAGAUAUGAUGGAUUAUGCCAUCAAAAAGCCCUGACAUUUUGAUGGUGGUCUGGAAAUGUCAACGUUGUUUCUUCAUUCAGAAGUCAAUAAGCAAUGGCUUCAUCAUAUAUUAUGUUUUAUAUUCACUGUAAUACACUUUUUUUUUUAAGCUUGAUAUUAAUUGUAA